CUUUGAGCUUGUUUGAACUUGGGCACAGUGAGAGCGAGCUGAGUAUUAGGGAACUGCCAGCACCCCUACCUGUAGCUCCGGUCAGAAUUCCCAGAACGAUUCAACACCGACUGUUUGGUGCAAAAAUUGUGGGAGCACGAGGUUGGUAAUUUAAUUCAGUCUUCGUCCAGCUUUAGGCAAGCGUUAAAUUAUUCCGGCUCGAAAAAACCCGAUGAGAUGCGGCUAAUCGCAUAACGCAACAAACCUUGGAAUCAUUCACAAUGCUAUUUGCAGUGUUUUUGUUGUUAAUCUCCGGCUCGAUUCAUCAGUCGCUUCAAGUUAGCGUGAGCGCGAAAUGUUGCCCGGAAGAACUCAAAGUCGAGGAAACCGGAAACUUUCAGCUGGACUGUGUGCGAGACGAAAAUCGCCGGUUGCAGGUUUGGUCAAAUUUCUACGGUUUCCUCCAAGACGAUGCUGAGGGCGAAUGCAUCGAUUCCGAUGGAAAAAACGUGUCCAUCUACCAAGUGAACAAUUCCUCGAUAGUUUCAAAGGCCCCGUACUCGGGCGAGAUUUUUCCGAAAUGUUGCCCCCUAAACUAUGCAUACGACAACAACAGCCACUCCUGCUCAAAAACGAAAAAGAUCUCACAGGAUUUCCUCAAAAGCCAAGUCGUGCAGGUGGGACUACCUCACAACUGUCGUACAAUUACCGAUGAGACCUUCACUAGUCUCCAAGAUGCGGACUUAUGGAUAGAAAAGCGACAACCAGGCAGAUACUGUCUGGAUAUGGAUGUAGGUGGAAAAUACGUUAUAAGGGAAUGCCACAAGGGGAUGGAAGUGUGCAAGAAGAAGAGGUGCUUCAAGAAGUGCUGUCCAGAUGGCCAAAGCUAUGUGGCUGGAGCUCAUUGUAAGGACACAUAUGAAUAUGGGUUAAAGCUGCGCUCGCAACCAUAUUCAGAAUACAUCCGAGACAUUGAUGACGAUUAUGGAAUAAUCUAUGGAGCUGGCUGCACAGCCGUUGGAUUAUUGGUGUCCAACACCAUCAAUUACACAAUCGAAAAAAACAGCUCAUUCACGUACUUCAGUACGUAUAAACAGCGGUUUUUCGAGCACAAUGUAACAAAUUUGCGGACUUACUGUCUGGAACACGGAAACAAAAGGAACGUUUCCGGCUACUCAAUAUUCCAGUGCCAGAAGAGCGACGAACUUGCAAACAAGUUCCUCUACACCCUGUGGGCCAAGGCAAUAUCCUGCAUCUGUUUGCUCUUGACCAUCUUGAUUUACUUUUACCUGGGCGAGGUGAAAAGCUCGUUCGGAAAAAUUCUUUUAAGUUACUGCAUAGCCAUGAUAUGCUUGAUGAUCACUCUUAUCGUCACGCAGUGGUUUCCUGCGCAUGAUCAAUGCAAAAUUAGAGCUUAUUUAAUAGUCCUCUUCAGCAUGGCCUGUUAUACAUGGAUCAAUGUUAUGUCCUUAGAUAUUUGGUGGACUUUUGGAACACCUAAAAGAACCAUAGGAAGUGACCAAAGGCGAAAGGACCUAAAGAAAUUCUUGCUCUACUUGCUUUAUGGAUGGGGAGCGCCGUUAUGUCACAACCUGAUGAUUUUAGUCUUGGCAUAUAGCGAAAUACUUCCGUAUAUUAUUCAUCCUUACAUGGGACAAUUUAAGUGCUUUUUCGAAAACAGAGCAGGAAACUAUGCCAGGGUGUUUUGGCUUAUAUUGCCCCAGCUGAUAAUCCAAAUAAUUAACACCGUGCUAUUUAUAAGAACAAUUGUCUAUUGCAUAAAGGUGAAAAGUGAAAUGAUCAGAAUGAACGAUUCGAGUCGCAUUAGCAAAGUGGCCGCUGAUAAGGAAAAAUUGGGACUUAUUGUGAAGCUGGCUGUUAUAAUGGGAGUAGUUUGGAUCCUUGAAACAACAUCGGCUUUCUUUCCCGACUUGAAAGACGGUCAAUUUACGAUGAUUUUGGAAAUUAUUAUCGACAACAUAAUUUGUCUUCAAGGUCUUUUCAUUUUCCUGAUAUUCAUUUGCAAAAGGAAGACUUACAAUCAUUUACUGAUCAAAUUGGGAUUAGGAAUGAGGCGGCUCUCAAACUCAACUUCAAUGACUCAAUCGAGUCAGCUAAUUUCGAACUAUCCAAUUGGUAAAAAACGAGCUGCACUAAACACAAACGAUGGGAAAAUGUAAAACCUGCUUAUUAGCUUAGUGGCACAGUUUAGUGGCAGUAGCUUCAGCUAAUUUUGAUAUUUAAAAGUAUUAUAAUGUAAAAUUUGCCAUUGAAAAAAGAUAUUUGUAAUAGGAGUAGUCGCAAUAGUCAACACAAAGUUAGUGUGUGAGUGCAUAUGUAACAGAGCAUUGCUUGCAGAACAUUGAUACCAAAGUUUUGUGAAAACAUUAUAAACUUAUUGGCUAUAUACAGGGUAUACGACAUGGACAGUACAAUAUUUCAGGAAUGAUUGGUUCCAACAAAUUUUCAAGACGCACAUUUACCGAUAGGGUAACUGAAAAUUAAAGUAAAUUAUUGAGCUGAUCGGAGUGUUAAGAAUUGCAGUUGUGCACCAACAGUCGAACUUUCUUUCUUGCCUUUUAGCAUUGGGUGAUUUGCCAGGUGGAUGUGGAAAACAACAUAAAUAAGAAAACUAUCUUGCCCAGCAAAAUCACCCGCUGGAUUUCGCUUCAUAAAUUAGACUAAGGUUAUAGCAAUGCUUUACACUAUGCGUGAAUAUUCUUAGAUAACUAAGCAGAGUAUAUUAGUUUUAAGAAAGAUGUAUAUUAAGUAAUCUAAAAUUUUUCAGUUGCUUAAAAUUCAGAAAAUUUUUAAACCCAAGAUUCAAGAAGCUCCGUCGUUGUGCCUCUUCGAAUAAAUAUUACAUGCAUCAAUAACAUAAAUAUAAACGAUAAAAAUGCGAUCUGCACAAAAAUAGAACUUUACUGCAACGUCUGAUUAGUUGAAUUCAGUUGUUCUUGAAAAACUACACUCAGUUCAAACUAAGGGAUUUAUAGAUCUUCUUACCAGCUUUCUGCAAGCUGGCGCCCCAUUCUCCAUUUUUUCAUUAAUCCUCAAAAAGCCUACUACAGAGACACAACGAAGAAAAGAAGAAUAAACAAUUUUUUAUUUA
Molecule: messenger RNA, 3091 nt
Organism: Dendroctonus ponderosae (mountain pine beetle)
Lineage: Eukaryota; Metazoa; Arthropoda; Insecta; Coleoptera; Curculionidae
Product: probable G-protein coupled receptor Mth-like 11
Exons: 8
Coding region: 261-2159 (632 amino acids)
Biological process (GO): G protein-coupled receptor signaling pathway; cell surface receptor signaling pathway
Cellular component (GO): membrane
Molecular function (GO): G protein-coupled receptor activity
Source: RefSeq, a predicted model, not a curated record